This is a messenger RNA of Branchiostoma floridae (Florida lancelet), 3238 nucleotides long. Its product is annotated as calbindin-32-like. The transcript is spliced from 16 exons. Gene Ontology annotation, biological process: regulation of long-term synaptic potentiation; regulation of presynaptic cytosolic calcium ion concentration. Lineage: Eukaryota; Metazoa; Chordata; Leptocardii; Amphioxiformes; Branchiostomatidae. The record is from RefSeq and is a predicted model, not a curated record. Bases 96 to 1028 code for a protein of 310 amino acids. Gene Ontology annotation, molecular function: calcium ion binding. Gene Ontology annotation, cellular component: nucleus; dendrite; terminal bouton.
AUUUUACGAGAAAUCAAUUUUUGAGCAAAGAGGUGUUCCUCAUUACGUUUCCUUGCCUCGGCUGUCUGGGUAUUUUUCCUUUAUCGCGACCAAGGAUGGCGGAGGGUAGCGCUGCUUUCGACGGCUUUUUAGCCAAGUACACUGGAGAUCUAACCUCCGCUCAGUUCAUGGAGGUCUGGGACCACUUCGACAAAGACGGAAAUGGCUUUAUCGAAGGCAAAGAACUGGAUGAUUUCUUUCGCGAGCUGGCUCGGCAGAAGGGAGGAAAGGAUGAGCAACCAUCCGACCAAGAGAUCUCGGACAUGAGGGAAGCUAUCAUGCUUAAGUUUGAUGACAACAAGGACGGCAGAAUUUCGAUGAACGAGAUGUCGUCCAUCUUGCCCAUGGAGGAGAGCUUCCUGCUCCUGUUUCGCCAACAGGUCGGGACAAGCGUUGAGUUCAUGGAGAUCUGGCGUAAGUAUGACGCGGACUGCAGCGGUUACAUCGAGAGCGAGGAAUUAAGAAGUUUCCUAACAGAUCUGCUAUCGAAGGCUGGGAAAGACGUCACCGAGGAUAAGCUAGCCGAAUACGUGGAGACCAUCCUGAAGAUAUUCGACACCAAUGAGGAUGGGAAACUGGAUCUAAAGGAACUGUCAAAACUGCUCCCUGUCAAAGAGAACUUCCUCACGCAAUUUCAGAUCUUCGAGGGGUCAAGGGUGAGCCGCGAAGAGUUUGACAAAAUCUUCGCUCACUAUGACAAGGAUAAGAGCGGCACUAUUGAAGACAGUGAACUGUGUGGGCUUCUGAAGGACCUGAUGGAGCACGGCGAAAAAGACCAGGCAGACUGGCUUGGAAAUGAUUCACUUGGCUUUAUAAAGGGCCUGCUGGGUUGGCUCCAGAAAUUAAAGGCACGAUUGACAAACAAGGAGUUGGACGCCAAAGUACUUGAAGAGAACAAGGAACUGUUGUUGAAAAUCUGUGACAUUGACAAGGAUGGCAGGCUGAGCAAGGACGAACUUGCCAUGCUCCUCUGUGACGCGGAACUGUAGAUUGCAUGCAUGGCUGGCAGACAUGCACCUAAACUCACAAAGCGCAUUGCUGCGUCAUGUGAGAUUCACGUGACGUUCACGUGAUACUGCCCGAGGCCCGUCAUAAGUUGCCACGCUUCUAGCGGGAAUAGAAUGACAAACAAGUGAGGUUGCUUGAUUACUUACUCUACAAGUUCACAGUUUGACCCUUUAAAAACGUCACCUAGCUUACUAUAUUCUAAAAUGCUGGGCAACAACUUUAGAAGACUAAGAAUGCCUACAGUGUCAACGGACUUUGCAGCAGCUCAAAAAUGGCUUAUCAAUUGUUCAACUUCUGUAAUAAUAGCUAUUGAUAUUUAUAUAGAUAGGGGGAAAUGAAAGGAAGUUCGUAUGUUUCAUAUGGAAUGGAAGGGCUUGGGGUAGAAUGGAAUGACUGAAUAUGAUACAUCGUCCUUGUAGAUAGUGGUACUUAUACCCUAGAAACAUGAGAAAACUAACCAUAGCCAUAGAUUAGUGUAUGAAACAAAUGACAAGAUUGCACCGACAAAUCAUUCGUAUUGUAUGUAAUGCGACAAAAACGCCCCAUGUAACUUAGAUUACGUUCACAUCCUCCCUGGAACAAUUUGUUUAAGACAUUAGAAUUCAUUGCUGAACUCUCCCUCUUCUAUAUCUACACGUACCCAAUAGAUGGAAAGGGAUAGAGUUACGUUAUGUUGGAAUUGGAUCAAUACAAGGAUGGUUUUCUGAGGCUUUUACAAACUGACACAAACAUGUCAGGAGUAAAAAAAAAUGGGAAAGUUUCAAAACGUGAUUCUAUCUCAAAAUAGUAGCAUCACCCUUCCCAUCCAUACGACUAACGGUAAUAUUUCUCCCUCAUUCCACUUGUUGAUCAUCACGCAACGUCCCUCAAUAGAUGUAAGUAUAACAUGAUAAUGGAUAAAAACCUGUAAAUAAGAUUAGUGGCGUCAAUGUUGGUGUGUGUACCUAACGAGCAAAGAAUGUCUGCCGUAUUUGUAGAAAUAACAACUGUAGAGAGUAGAGGCACUGGCUAACAACAACUAUACCCGAAUCAUUUGAACGAACUGCAGAGAACAGAACCUGUUGUGGUUUUUUGUAUUCUGCAGUAAGUUUGACCGGCAACUCUAUCCAGCGAUACCGUCAACCUCCUGUAUAACUCAUUACCUUGUGCGAAGCUAGUUCGACUAUUAGGCGUAGUAAAAUGUUUCUAUUGUUGCAUAUGAACAGCGGUUCGAUGUAAUGUUACAGAGAGACGAUGGGACAAGUGCGAAUGCCUUGAUGACUAUGUAGCACUCUGUUCAUCCAAGCGUUGUGCUAAACAGUGAUCGUCGCGAUGGUAUUAAUAUCAAUGUUUUCCUGCGGUCAGUCUUUCAUAAUGUGUGCUCAUCAACACCGUUGUACACGAAUGUUAGCAACAAAUCUAUCAUGAUAUAACCAACCAGAAGGACUACAGGCAAUGUAGAAACUGUACGGUGGAUACAUUUUACCGUCAUAGAAAGAGCUGGUUCGUAGGCAAGUGUGCAUGUAAGAGCUGUGUGGAGUCAAAACGAACAUCUUGUCACCUCCUUGUCUGUACUAAUCCCACGUGAAAGCGACUAUAAGCGAGCUUUCGAACAAAAUCUUAAAAAAAGAAGAACUAAUCGACAUUAUACCGCCAAGCAAUAAAUAUGAAAAAGCUGCCAGCCCUCCUUAUCAAUGAAUUUUCUUCUACGAAACUAGUUUAGAUGGUAGAUAGUAUGUACAAUUUUAAAGUAUUUAGGGGAACCUUGUAAUCACAUGGUGCAAUAUUCCUUUCAGCGUGCAUGAUAUUAUCAUCGUAACCUUGUAGCGUUUUCAAUGUUCUUUCUAUCCUAUUCAGCUAUCUUAAACAUGGUAAUUGAAUUGAAUGAAGGUAAUAGAGUAACGCAUGUGAAUUGCUGGUAACCUUUGACCCCAAUGUGGUCCUAAGCAUGAUGGGAUAUAAGCGGCAUUAGGAUUGUCAUGGAAGCGGCAGACAGUAGUGUCAGGACAAAACUAACGUGCGAUGCCAAAUGCACGGCAAACACUCUCUGAUUGUUGUCUGAUGACAUGUUGCUCCUAAAGAUGAUGAUAAUUAUUUCGUCGACAUCUGGAAGAAAAUCACCAACACACGAUGUUCAAACUGCAUGCACGGUUGUCAUUUUUGGAAAUGUUACGCCGGGAUUUUGAGAGAUGAAUAAAUCGUUUACAACCAA